This is a messenger RNA of Erpetoichthys calabaricus (reedfish), 2736 nucleotides long. RefSeq names its product Schwann cell myelin protein-like. NCBI's taxonomy places the organism in Eukaryota, Metazoa, Chordata, Cladistia, Polypteriformes, Polypteridae. Bases 230 to 1789 code for a protein of 519 amino acids. The transcript has 8 exons. The record is from RefSeq and is a predicted model, not a curated record.
AGCGGAAAUCAGCAGCUCUGCUCUGUAAGGAAAAAAAAAAAAAAAAAACUCCUCCGCACUCUUUAAAAAAAAAAAAAAAAAAAAGGCUGCGCCUCCGAUGAGCGGCGAGGUGACGGCGGCUUCCAUGUUAAAAAUGAGAACGGCGAGCUGAAGAAGGACGUCUGCUCCGUUCGGGCUGCCCGAGAUCAAGCGGAGCUCAGCAGCGUCCAGCAUCCUCACCUCUCUGACGAUGACCCCUCCAAACCCUCCGCUUCUCAUUCUUUGUCUUCUGAAAGGACUUUCACUCUGGCAUGUUGCCAGCGGCUGGUGGGUGGAAAUGCCCUCUCAGAUCACCGCCUUGCAGGGCUCUUGCGUGGUCAUCCCCUGCAGGUACUCCUACAACUCCAACGGCCCCAAGAAAUUUGUUGCCGUCUGGUACCAGUAUCAGAGCUCGGGCUACCCUUUGGUUUACGACGGGAAUAAUCCCAGCAACGUGAUUGACAAAUUCCGAGGUCGGACAAACCUCGUUGGGAAUGUCAGAAAUGGGAACUGCAGUCUGAAAAUCAGUGACGUCGUCAGGAAUCUCAACGGAGAAAAGAUUUACACCUGGAUUGAUCCGGAUAACAUCGGCUCCGGCACUUAUAAGUUUUAUGACCACACCGUUCAGCUGAAUGUGAUCGAGUAUGCAUCUCCCCCCGACGUUUCCGUUGAAGGUGACAGAGAAGGACACAUGGUGGCUCUCAAGUGCUCCACUGUGCACACGUGUCCCCCGUCUCCUCCCGCGUUCACCUGGUCCUACCCGGGUGGCACCAGCAUGGUGGAGCACACUGAAGUCAGGGAGGGCAAAUGGAAAUCGACUGCCCAGCUCCAGUUUAAUGUGUCACACGUGGACCACGAAAGGAAGGUGACCUGCACGGUCAAACAUCCGGGAGGGAGAACGGCUGAACGGUCUGCCACAUUGAGCAUCAGAUUUGCCCCCAAAAAAGUGACAGUUCAGCUACCAGCAUCCAUAGUGGAAGGCAGCAAAGCCACCCUGAGCUGCAACAGUGACGGGAACCCCAAACCGCAAACGUUCCAGUGGUACAAGAUCGAGGAAGAAAAUACCACACUCCUGGAAAGCGGGGAGCUCCUCACUAUAACACCUCAUAGAGGAAGUGACGUCCGCUAUUACUGCCAGGCGAGCAACGGGAUUGGAGGAACAAAGUCAGAGGCAAUCAGCCUGGUGGUGCAGUAUCCCCCAGAAAUCAGCCUGGACUCCAAGUGCUUUAUCAAGGAAAAUGUGAUCAGCUGCCAUUGUGAAGUCGACUCCCGGCCGGCAGCAUCCGUCACCUGGAACAAGAACGGAUCUGCAGACACACGCGGCUUUAAUGUCACCCAGACUACCAGUGACAGCGGUAAGGUGACAGGAAUACUGAGUGGGUCCCUGGUGGAACAGCUGAACAUCUCCUGCAUUGCCGAAAACCAGCAUGGGUCCUCAGAGCGCCACCUAGAGGUGAUCACAGUCACGGCAGAUAAACGUCAGCAGUGGAAGGAGAAAAACUUCAUUGUGGUCAUCGCUGUGGUGGCAACUGUGGUCGUCCUGUGCGUCAUGGUCACCGCGGCUGCCUGCAAGAUGUGUCGGCACAAGAAGAAGCCGGAGUUUGACAAGAUGGUGACAUUUCAGGACAUGAAACCUGAAAGAGACCAGCAAAGAGACGAGGACAUCUACGCCAACACCCCUGCCGGCAACGAGUACAGCUACCAACCCAGUGAAACCAUCUAUGGCAACAGCCCUGCGUGCAGCAGCCCCCCACAGGCAUGUGACCGGUGACUCAGAACCCCCAGAGAGGGUCCAGGGCAGCUCCUUUCUUUAACCCUUCAUUGUAACAAGUGCUACUGAGUUGUACUUCUCUCUCCUAAGUGCCUGUCAUGCCAUGUCAUUGCAGCCUCAUCUACAAAAUGGGACUCGGCUGUGUUGGCACCUUAUUAAAAAUAAGAAUUAAGACCCCAAGAGGGCUUCUAUGUAGCAAAGACUCUCAGCGCUGGAUGAGUUUGAAAAUCCCCCAAUAUGUAGACCCCUAUGUUAAAUAUAGCAGUUACAUCCCACACAAUGCAUUUUGGGGGGUCACAGCCUACCUUGGCAGUAGUAGGUAGGGUACACUCACAUCUCCAAACAGUUAAAUGUACAAUUGGAGUAAAGCUGAGCAAACCCUAUAUGCGCCCAAUGGAAAAUGUGCAGAGUCCACACACACAUACUGGGACAAGAUUUGAAUCCACAUCCCUCGGGCACUCGGGCGACAUGCAUAACCACCGUGCAUGCAUAAACAUUUAGCAAGUCGGCUCUUCGGCUUUCUGUUUCCUAACGGACUAAUAUAUCGUGUUUCUCCCUGUCUCCUCGCACUGAGGUUUACUGAAGGCCAUCUCCUUCCUCGGUCACCUUCCAGCGCGCUCAUCCAUCACGGCUCCUUCUGUGCAACUCCAAUGGUCCUUUCUCUGCCACAUCCACUCUGUUUCACAUCACUCUCUUCUGGUCAGAGGAAACACUCUCUGCACUCACGCUCUCCAACUCUGUAAACUGAUCCAAGCCAGCAUCCUUCCUGAGGUCACCAGCGGCUGAGGACCCAGGGCAGUGGACUUAAACAGGGAAGCAGAUCUAGUAGGUGCAGAUCACAAAGUGUGUCAUCACCUCUCUUUAUGGCUGCCCUCCUUUUGACGGACAGCGUCGCUCUCUCUCUCUCUCUCUCUCUCUCUCUCUCUCUCUCUACAUGUUUUCUCCUC